Cordyceps militaris CM01 is the source of this 1623-nucleotide messenger RNA. RefSeq lists its product as uncharacterized. NCBI's taxonomy places the organism in Eukaryota, Fungi, Ascomycota, Sordariomycetes, Hypocreales, Cordycipitaceae. The record is from RefSeq and is a predicted model, not a curated record. The transcript is spliced from 2 exons. Bases 1 to 1623 code for a protein of 540 amino acids.
AUGGGAGGCUUGCUGGCUGCUGAGGUUGUUUUAAUGCCUAAUCACGAUCCAAAUCUCCAUCAACCAUUCAAGCACCGCAUACUGGGUACCUUGUCUUUGGAUUCACCGUUUCUCGGCCUACACCCCGGAAUUGUUGUAUCCGGCCUGUCGAGCCUCUUCCAACCUGCGCCACAACCUGAAAAAGAGACUGUAGGAUCAGCGUCUGAGUCCUCGCUGAGCGUGGACCCGUCAACGAGCGACUUUCUGCUGCCACUAUCUGAUACCACCUCCAGCGCGUCUGUAACAUCACCACCACCAACCCAGACGAAUGAGCUAUACGACCCACCGUUUUUCAACGACGUUCCCUUUAGAGAGAAACCGCUCUUCUCAAGACUACGAAAUUUCGCCUCGAAGCACAGAGCCGAAGGCAUAUUCAAUGCUCUAGGCAACCACAUUGUAUCUCAUCUGGAAUUUGGUGGCUGUAUGGCCGACUAUCCAGAACUCUCGUCACGUUAUAAACGAAUCCGGGCUCUGGAGGAUGUGGAUGAGCUCAAAGCCAUAUCCGAAGGCCAUCCAGCCGCAGCACACAGACGUGUUCGGUUUGUCAAUUACUACACCUUGUCGCCAGGUCGUCCAAAGCCGUCGCCCCAAAUGGUUGGGCUGAGAGUUGACAGCCCAUCGUCCUCAACUCUGAGCUUGAACCAGCCGGAAACCGAUAGCAAGGAACCCGGGGAACCCAAAACAGAAAUAGAAUCGAACCCCAUUCAAGAGACUCAACAGCCACCACAUCUGACACAGGCAGUAAGUAUUGCUAGCUCUGAUGGAGAAGAUCUUUACGAAGCGGAUGAGCCGAAGCCCGGACUAGACGGAAAACCAAAUGCCGAGACACUGUCCAAGUACAACGACGUAGACGACGAGGACAUUUCCGAACAUGAACGCCGCAUGUCUAUGCUGCACCUCGACCCUACCCCGAUGAUGGAAGAAACGGACGAGGCCCCCAUGGCAUCCGAGGGGGCUAGCAUGCCACCAACCGGCGAAAUCCAGCCAAGCUUUGACCUCGCCCCUAUCCCACCUAUGCCCGAAGAGCCAACGGUCCAUGACUUGACAAAGUACACGGACAAGGAUGCCCGCAAGCAAGCAGAAAAGGAAGCCAAGCGAGAGCAAAAGGCGUACCAGCAGGCCAUCAAGGACCGCAACAAGGCCAUCCGCGAACGCGAAAAGCUCCUCGAGAAGCGUCGCAAAAAGUCCGAAAAGGAGGCCCAGCGGCUCGAAAAGGAAUCAAUCCGCGAGGCGCAGGAGCUGGCCAGGCAGAGAGACGAGGCCGCCGCGGCCGCCCGCGCCGAACACGCGGCUGCAGACGCCGCCGCCGCAACAGCAGCCCCCGGGACAUCACCACCACCUCAACACCCGCCGCCGCCGCAGCAGCAGCAGCAGCCCAAGAAGCUACGCAAGUUUUGCGCGCUGCCCCGGCGCGACGACGCCACGUGGGUCGACAUUUACAUGGCGGACGUGGACGAGGUUGGCGCCCACUGCGGACUGUUUACGCCGGGCGCGCACUACGACAAGCUCGUGGGCGACGUGGGCACCCGCAUCAUGGCGUGGGUGCACGAGGACCUGUCGACGAGGGCGGCCCUGGACAUGUAG